CUGUUUGUGCUUUGAACACGGUGAGGACUUCAGCGUGGAACUUGCAUUUGUGGAGCUCCCAGCCGGCAGGCACCAGCUCUGCCUCCCACGGGGGGAGCCCCGGGAACGGGUGGCACUGCUUUAGGGGGGCAGCUCGGGGCAGUGGCCAGGGCAGGGGCAUGGGGUGAUCUCUGGCUGCCGUCCUCUCCCCAGAGCCCCCUUCGCCUCUUCUCUCUCUCUCUCUCGUUUUGCUGGUUUGGGAGCUCGUGCUAACGCCGUGCCAGGAGGGAUCUGGGAGCCAACCAUCCCUCGGCUGCAUCCCUGGCUUCCCACCUGCUCCCAGCCUCGAGGAAGUUCCCCCUCCAGAAGAAAGGCAGGAGGUGGCCCCCGGAGCCCGCCGAGCCCCGGCCUGUGAGGGGUGGGCAGCGGGGAGGCACAGCCAGCUCCCCUUCUGCCUGUCCUGAAGAUUUCGGGAUCACGCCGCAGACCAUGAAUGGAUCCUUUUUCAACCAGACUCUCCUGGAGCAGGGAGCUGACCCCAACAGGACCCAGGGCUUGGGGGUGCUCAUGGCCUGCUGCAACGGGACGGGCGCCGUGCUGGCCACCGACGGCGGCUCCUCGGCGCUGAGCCCCGACGAGAGGAGCCUCUUCAUCACCAGGGUGGUGCAGAUCGCCGUGCUCUGCGUCCUCUCCUUGACUGUGAUGUUCGGCAUUUUCUUUCUGGGCUGCAACUUGCUCAUCAAGUCCGAGAGCAUGAUCAACUUCCUGGUGAAGGACCGAAGACCUUCCAAGGACGUGGGCGCUGCGAUCAUGGGACUUUACUGAGGCUCCUGUAGGCAAGUGAACUGGCUGGACCCCGGAGCUGAGAUGGGUUUGGGGCAGCUGGGGGGAGUGGGGAGGGAGGGAGGGAUCUUUUAAUCUGUCUGUGUCCACGGGGAAAAGCAAACCUGUGCCUCCCAGUUGAUGUGAACAGGAGAUGUUCCCAGAGCUGGGUGAAGCACAGGGAGUGCCCAGCGUCGUGUUGCAUGCAGAAAUGGCUUAAGUUUUGCAUGAAACUUGCAGAAGCAGUGAUAAAAUGUGCAGAUCUGGACUCUUUCCUGCUGUUUCCUUGGAUACUGCUACCUGGGCUCUUUAGGGCUACAUUUAAAAAAAAAAAAAAAAAAAAAAAAGAAAAAGAAAA
Messenger RNA from Myiozetetes cayanensis, 1159 nucleotides. RefSeq names its product reprimo-like protein. The coding region runs from base 469 to 804 and encodes 111 amino acids. The record is from RefSeq and is a predicted model, not a curated record. NCBI's taxonomy places the organism in Eukaryota, Metazoa, Chordata, Aves, Passeriformes, Tyrannidae. The transcript has a single exon.